AUGGCAUCCCGAAUGAUCACCUUUGCGCUCUUCUGCGCAGCCCUCGCCCUCACCGCCUCUGCCCAAUGUGGCAAGACCUGCCGAUUCCGCUUCUGCCGUCUCAGCGACAUGUCUCUCCGGGGCAAAGGCGCUCGCACCUUCCUCCGUGCUCCGUUCACUUCCCUCUCUGGUGUCAUCUGCCUGCCCGGUAGCAACGUCACCGACCUGCGCUCAGGCCAGGCCAUGGUUGCCCAAGGAAAGGACCCCAACAUGGUACCUAUCUCUCAGUUCUCUCCGGCAGGUCUUGACACCAGCUUCCCCAAGCGCUUCUUCAGGCUCUUCCCCCUCCAGUUCGUCCCUGAAGAACAGGGCAUGGGACGCCUCAGAACCAGGGGCAACCAGCAGGAGUUCUUGGAUGACUUGUGUGUCGUCCUCCCGAUCACGUCGUACGGCGAGUUUGAAAAGGAUGAAUCCAUCACUCGUGUUAGCGGUGGAGGCCGGAAGGAUUGUGUUUCCUUCAGGACCAGAAAUCCCAUGGUCUUGAUCGAGCUUUCCUGGGAUUCUGCCGAUGAUUUUGACCUGGAGGUCACUGAGCCGAACGGCACUGUGGUCAGCCGCGACGCCCCGGAUGCUGGUGUUGGAGAAUUAAACAAUGAUAACAACGUCGGCGCUUGUAACAUUAUGAUCCCCGCGGGUAAGGAAGCUGUUCUCUACAGACAAGAGGACGAACUCAUGUCUGGCGACUACACUGCCACCAUCAAGCACUUCAACAACUGCGGUGACGGACGCACGAGGUACCGACUUCGCGUCAUCGUUGACGGUGAAGUUGUCGUCUUCAGGACUGGGCUCAGCAAUGCACCGAAGGAUACCGUCGUGACAAGGGUGAACUUCUCGUUGUAGAGAUUUUAGGUUGAGGCCUGGGCAGCAAUACUGUAGUAGACGAUUUACUGGAUUAUAGUUCAAGGUGCCGUGCGGUAUUUGGCGUCCGUGUGUGAUGGUUAGAAUCGUGAAGCUCGAACUGCGUGUAGUUUUAAUGAGUGACACCACACGUAGAGACAAACUGCGUAUAGCUUUAUAAACUAUUUGUGCAGUCUCUCGUGUCGUUGAUGACGUCUGCGCCGUUAGGCUCGCUUGCUUUG
This is a messenger RNA of Chondrus crispus (carragheen), 1118 nucleotides long. RefSeq lists its product as hypothetical. NCBI's taxonomy places the organism in Eukaryota, Rhodophyta, Florideophyceae, Gigartinales, Gigartinaceae. The transcript is spliced from 2 exons. Bases 1 to 879 code for a protein of 292 amino acids. The record is from RefSeq and is a predicted model, not a curated record.